Clonostachys byssicola is the source of this 777-nucleotide messenger RNA. The record is from the annotation of a GenBank genome assembly. Lineage: Eukaryota; Fungi; Ascomycota; Sordariomycetes; Hypocreales; Bionectriaceae.
AUGUCUCUCCAUAUCACCGUCUUCCCCGCCUCAACACAAUCCGGCAAGGAGACCAUUCGUGCCCUCCUGGAGUCAGACAGCAAGCCGACGGUCAGAGCUAUCUACCGUAAUCCAGCCAAAGCACCGGUCGAGUUCAAGGAGCACCCAAACUUUGAGGCAACGCAGGGAGAUGUUGCGACAGGCGAGGGGCUAGACUUUGGUGGCUCCCAAGCGAUCCUGUACAUACCCCCGGUGACUUAUGACGGUGCUGACCAAGGCCAAUUCGCUACCCAAACGGCCCAGAAUGUCAAAGAAGAGAUUCAACGAGCCCCAAGUCUCAAAAAGCUGAUCCUUCAUUCCGCCAUGGGGGCGCAGCACGACCAUGGAAUUGGAGUCCUCAGAUUGAACCACAUUACUGAUAGAAUUCUUGAAUCGUUGAGUGUGAAAGACGUCGGUGAUUACCUCGCCCAGGCUCUCCUCGACACUACCAGCCGGCCAGGUAUUUCCAGCGUCACCUUGUUUGGUCCAAGGCACUACAGCAGUCUGGAUGUGAAAGAAGCGCUCGAGCAAGUCACCGGCAACAAGGGUGAGCUCAUCACGAUCGAGAAGGAUCAAUUGGCCACAUACUUUGCUACCCAUGUGCCUCCAACUUAUGCCGAGGAAUUUGCGGGUAUGAUUCUUGCUACGCUCCCUGGAGGAACAAUGGCGGGCGAUUUUGAGGACGGAGAGAACACAUUUAGGGGAAAGACAGAAUUGGUCGAUGGCUUGCGUGAGUUGUACGCGAAGCAAACAAACUAG